AUGCCAGCCCCCAAUCACCGUGUUCACAUCUUGGGACUAGGCAGCAUUGGCACUCUUGUUGCCCAUUCACUGCUGUCUGGAUCGAAACCACCGCCCAUCACCCUGCUCGUCCACCGUUCGAGUCUUUAUAAUGAACUCUCCGGUGGGAAGCUGGGGCUGCGACUAGGAGACGACGGCGAACUGCAAGAGCGGGGAGGAUUUGACACUGAGCUUCUUGGGUCGUCGUCAUUUUCAGAUCCAAUUUACAAUCUCAUUAUCACGGUCAAGGCACCCGCGACGGUGUCUGCACUCGAGCCCAUCAAACAUCGACUUGGGUCCCACUCGACUAUUUGUUUUCUUCAGAAUGGCCUUGGUCAGAUUGAAAAGCUCAACGAGAGCCUUUUCCCAGAUGCCUCUACGCGACCAGCUUAUGUGUUUGGCAUCAUGCGCCUUGGAGUUUACCUAAAGUCUUCAACCGAAGCCAUCCUUGCCAGUUCCAAUGGCAGUAUUUCCCUCGGCCUUGUAGGCAGCGAGCCCUCCUCGAGCUCUCAACACCGGGUCCUGUUGGGCAUUCUCUUGAAAUCGCCUGUCCUUGGGUGCGAAGAACUGCAAUGGUCAGACCUGCUUCAGAUGCAAUUAUUGAAGCUGGCCACGAACUGCAUAAUCAACCCAUUGACGGCCAUACUCGAUGUCCGAAACGGACGCAUCAACGAGAAUGCGGACAUCCAACCUCUGCGACGUCGCAUUCUUGAAGAAGUUUCUGCUGUUUUUGAAAGUCUCCCUGAAGUCCAGAGCUUGCCAGCCGGUCGAUCCUCCUUUUCCGCCGAGUCCCUCGAGGCUGUCGCGAGAGACACGACUGAGAAGACGGCGCAGAACUCAAGCAGUAUGCGCGAGGAUAUUCGCAAAGGUCGGAGUACCGAGAUCGAAUAUAUAAACGGCUGGGUCGUUAAGCGUGGUAAAGAGCUGGGCAUUGACUGCGUGGCUAAUUCGUUGGUGACCCAGCUUGUACUCGCGAAGGGAUCUGAGAAGAUGCAUCAAUAG
This is a messenger RNA of Aspergillus versicolor CBS 583.65, 1020 nucleotides long. Its product is annotated as ketopantoate reductase family protein. Bases 1 to 1020 code for a protein of 339 amino acids. The record is from RefSeq and is a predicted model, not a curated record. Gene Ontology annotation, biological process: pantothenate biosynthetic process. Lineage: Eukaryota; Fungi; Ascomycota; Eurotiomycetes; Eurotiales; Aspergillaceae. The transcript has a single exon. Gene Ontology annotation, cellular component: mitochondrion; cytoplasm. Gene Ontology annotation, molecular function: NADP binding; 2-dehydropantoate 2-reductase activity.